UCACACGUGGGGGCGGAGAAGGGCCAAGCUUAGAACCCAUUUCCUGGCAAAAGAAUCCCUUUAGUUCAGCUGGUCUCUGGCUAGGGAAGUCCCUAGGCGGCCAAUCUCCUGCCGCCGUGAGAAAACCAAAAAAGGAAAAAAAAAAAGGAAAAAAAGUAUAGAACAUCUCCCUCUCUAUUAUUAUUAUUAUUUAUCUUGCGUGUAAUCCAUUCCUCCCUAGUGCCUCCUCCCUUUCCUGCUUGUCCUCCUCCUGUUGUAACAUGCAAUUAGCGAUCCUGCAGCCACAUUUCCAGGGGUGCUAAAGUUCAUUUCGCUUAUAGCCACCAUGGGGAAUGGGAUGAACAAGAUCCUGCCUGGUCUCUACAUUGGCAACUUUAAAGAUGCAAGAGACGCAGAGCAGCUGAGCAAGAAUAAGGUUACACACAUUCUCUCUAUCCAUGAUAGUGCCAGGCCUAUGCUUGAGGGACUGAAGUACCUGUGUAUUCCUGCUGCUGAUUCACCCUCUCAGAAUUUGACAAGACAUUUUAAAGAGAGUAUCAGGUUCAUUCAUGAGUGCCGGCUUAGAGGGGAGGGCUGUCUUGUACACUGCCUGGCUGGCGUCUCCAGAAGCGUGACCUUGGUGGUUGCUUAUGUUAUGACGAUUACUGAUUUUGGCUGGGAGGAUGCAUUACACAUGGUUCGGGCAGGAAGGUCUUGUGCCAAUCCUAACUUGGGCUUCCAAAAGCAGCUCCAGGAGUUUGAAAAGAAUGAAGUUCACCAGUUUCGGCAGUGGCUGAAAGACGAGUAUGGAGAAAACCCUUUGAAGGACGCAGAAGAAGCCAAAAACAUUCUGGGUAAUUACAAAGAGCAAGCACGUGCAGAACCACCCCAGCAGAAUCCCAGCGGGAGGCGGUGGAGUAGCUUUUCGACCCUGCCAUCGCUAACCUGCAAUAACUAUACCACGGAGACAUAACUCAGCGGGACUCAGUCUUCUUCUUCCUCCUCUUCUUCCUGCUUGUCUUUCAUAUUUUCUGUAUGCACAGUGGUGUACUGGACCCCUUUGCAAUCCAUACGGUUUGGGGCUAGGAGGGCCGCCGGGGGUGAUGGGAUGAUGGUGGUGGUGGAGGUCUGGUAGUUGUAGUGGUGAAGGAAUUGAGGGCUUUUCCUUCUGCAAGUAUUCCUUUUCUGGGCACCCUUCCUUGCCCUGCAGUUCCAGACUCUCCCCCGAGUGGCCCUAGCCUUAGCUUGCUUCGCAAAAGGGAUGCUGCUCAGUUACAGUGCACUGCUGUGGAGGGGAGGGGCAUGUGUGUGCACACACGGAUGUGUGUCUGUUGUGUGUACACAAAUGUAUGUCCUUGUAUAUAUGAUCACAAUUAUUAUAUGUGUGUAUAUAUAUAUAUAUAAAAUGCUACCAGUAUUAGAAUUAUGAAUAGCUUUUUGUGGGUGCAGGCCUCUAUGCAGAAGUAUUUAAGCCAUCCAUUAACAAAAAACUCUGGAAGAAAAUCAUAUUGUAUGUAUGUGAGCUGACGUUUAAAAGAACUCAAGGACAGAAAUGGCUGAGGGCUAGAAGGAGCAGUGUUCUUCCUGGGGAGCCUAGUUUUGGAUGAUUUGAGGCUUGAUGCCAGAGAGGGAGGGAGAGAUGAGAUAGAUGAGCACCAGUAGAAAGUGGUCCCUAGAGGCCGUUUGCUCCCCAGCCAUCCUUGAGCCAGUGGACCCUGGAGGGCAGCCAGGAUUUGUACUGGGAGACUUGAGAGCUGUCGUCAAGUCAUCCUGGCCCCAUCCAGGUGGUCUCCACAUCUCUCUGGGAGAUCAGGGCACUUUUGAGCAGGCUGCUCGCCCUGCUGAGUUCUGUUGGAUGUUGACCGCAAGGCACCAUGUCAGUCCUUGUCACCAGGAUCACCUCAAAGGUUCCUUCAUGCAUAAGUUGAUUUUUCACCCUCACUCUUUAAUAGACUUCUCUCAGGAUUCCUAUGUGUCUGUAGGGAUCUGUGUGUUGUGUCCAAAGAAAGUGUUUAUUAAGCACCUGGACAGUGUUCAUUAAUAAAUGCCUGAGCAUUGAUUAAGCACCUUUGUUUGUACUGUGGACUUGGGAGUUGACCUCAGCUACCUCAUAGAAAGUGGUUGGUUUUUUAAUUUGGGUUUUUUGUUUGUUUGUUUAUUUGUUUUAAACUGAUGAAUCCAACUCAUGACUACACAUGCUCAAAUCUUUUAGGGAAGAGAAAUAGAAGGAUCUCCAUGCCCACCCCAACCCAUUUAAGAGUUUCUAACUUUGGCUUGAAUAAUGAUGCUUUCUGAUGGGUCUGAAUUUAAGUAUUAAAGCAGAGGACAAAUGUGGGUGCAGAUGUAUAAUCUCUGCCUUGUGUGUACUUGGGAGCAACAGUAGGCAUCAUCUGCCGAGCAUUGCUGUGUUCCAUGGGGUCUCUACUCCCUGAUGCCAACUUAGAUUUUUUAAGCACGCAGAGCUCCAAGAAUGAAAAAAUGUGCCUGUCCUCUCCCUAAAAAGAUAUUGCCACCCUGUUCUUCUGAAUGCCACCACAAAAGAAUCCCUGAAUAAGAAGAAAAGCUAUCCAGUGCAUUGUAGGGUUUGUGUUAAAGGUGAGCCAUCUGGGGACAGGAAAGAAUGGACUCUUGUGUUUUUUGAUAGAAGCUCUUUGCCACAAAUGGAGGAGAGAGAUAUUAUUAAUGCAGUU
Dromiciops gliroides (monito del monte) is the source of this 2669-nucleotide messenger RNA. It is a transcript of the gene DUSP22, whose product is annotated as dual specificity phosphatase 22. Gene Ontology annotation, cellular component: cytosol. The coding region runs from base 326 to 952 and encodes 208 amino acids. Gene Ontology annotation, molecular function: protein tyrosine/serine/threonine phosphatase activity. Lineage: Eukaryota; Metazoa; Chordata; Mammalia; Microbiotheria; Microbiotheriidae. Gene Ontology annotation, biological process: protein dephosphorylation; regulation of cell population proliferation; positive regulation of JNK cascade. The transcript has 7 exons. The record is from RefSeq and is a predicted model, not a curated record.